AUGACGUCUUUUGGAGUCGAGCUCCUCACCGGCCAAUGCUACUCCAUUGAAACCGAGUCGAAGCCCGGGAAUACAGCGCUGACGACGAAGGGUGCAAUCAAAUUAAAGGCCAACCAGUGCAUAGACAUCGCCCCGAGCCUCAAACGACUCUACCGGUACUGGUUCCCCGACAAUAAACGCCACUGCUGGACACCAGCGAUUUCCGGAAAGACCCCGGAAAACUCAGGAAUUUGCUAUGCGUCGACCAGCCCGACAUUCUGCAAACUCGUCGCUUUCGGCGUGUCGAAAGACGGAGGCCGCCUUCUGAAAACCGACUACGCAACCGCAAUCGGGUACUGUGGCGCGACGUACGGCGAAUGUGGCGCGACGCAAUUGGUCCAAGAAUGGAAACAUCGCCACUACGUCGUACGCAACAGCACCGAAGGCCUGGCUGCAAAAGGCUUCACCCUUGUCGGCGAUUUCUGCUACUUCUGGCCCGGGUUUGACAACAUAAAUUGUAACUAC
Molecule: messenger RNA, 504 nt
Organism: Mesorhabditis spiculigera
Lineage: Eukaryota; Metazoa; Nematoda; Chromadorea; Rhabditida; Rhabditidae
Source: the annotation of a GenBank genome assembly